UAGGGGAGGGUUUGCAGUCUGUCGCUGUUGUUUCGUCAUCAGUUAGUGACGAGGUUGAAGUUCAACAUUUUAGUUUCCUGUAACAUGGUAUACGUGUGUUAACCUGAGAUCAUUUUAAGAAAGUCGAUAGCCUACAAAUUGUCAAAUCUAAAUCAUGGUACUACUGGAAAACGACUCGUUUUUGACAGAACUUACACGGCUGUUUCAGAAGUGCAGAACCACUGGAAGUGUUUACAUCACACUAAAGAAAUAUGAUGGUAGAACAAAACCUGUUCCCCGAAAAGGAAACGCAGAGACCUUUGAUCCCGUGGACAACAAGUGCCUCCUCAGAGCAACAGAUGGAAAGAAGAAGAUUAGCACAGUUGUUAGCUCCAAAGAAGUAAUAAAAUUCCAGAUGGCUUACUCAAACCUGUUAAGAGCUCACAUGGACGGUCUGAAGAAGAAAGACAAAAAGAGCAAAACCAAGAAGACGAAGGCGACCCAGUGAUGAGGCAGACUGUUCUCUUCCUCAUUUCUGAACAGUUCAUCAAUGCUGACCCCCCCCCCCCCCUCUCAACCCCCUGGACAAUCCACCUGAGAUAUGAGAAGGGUCCAUAGAAACAAUAGCUCCAAACACCUCGCUGGAGAUAUGCUGGUGUUUUGACAAGGCUUAAACCUUGGAGUUGCUUGGUAAACCAUCUGCUAAGUUUUACAUUUUUGGUUGAUAUUAAUAAUCAUUUUUAAUGACUGAAUCAUAUUUUCAGUGUUUAGAGGUGCAUGGGAUUGCACUUCUCUUUUUUUUUUUUGGUUUAUUUUCAAACGUGAAAAGAGGGAAACAGCUCAGUACUAGUGUUGCUAUUGGUUCUUAACUUGUCAGAGCAAAAUCUACAUCAGAAUACAGUUUGGGAGUAAAGCUGUUUUAUUGUAUGUUACAAUAAACCUCAAAUCUGUACUUGAGAAACCAAGAAAAAAAAAGGCUGCAUCUUAAUUUAAACAUGACUGGCAAAAUGAACUUUAAAGGACAAUACUAAAAGUUUAAAAGCUGCAUACAAAUCUUAUUUAUUUUUUAUUCAUACACAGCACCUUGUCCAUUCUGUAGUACUCCUUGUAAUUAAUACCUACAAUAGCAUGGCUCCUAGAAAUAUCUUUAAAACUGGAGAUUACUGUAACAUCUCAGAUACAGGGGGAUUUACAAAAUGACUUGGUUACUUUGUAAUGCUGCUGUGGGAAAAGCAGAGGAAUGACAUUUGGAGGGUGGUUACACCAAAUGACCGUUUGGAAGGGUUAAAUAACAUUUGCUAUAACAUGAAGAAUGGUGUAAUGAUCCGUUUCCAUAUGGAGACAGUUAUUGAAGAACAGCAUGCUUUGCAUCUUUAAAAACUGUACAACAGUCUUUAUUAACAGCUUACUAAGAAUUAUGACCUGGCAUGUCAUAGCUGCUUUAAGGAAGGGCUUUUUGUUUUGUUAGAUUAUUUUGAAAGGAAAAAAAAAAUACUUUUCAGUCGUCUUAAAAAUGCAUAGGUGACACCUAGCUGGUUAUAAAGGUGUUACAAAAUGCCAUUCUCAGCAUUAUCUUUUGGAAUCUCAAAAUAAACCUUUUAGUUGUCAAAUAAA
Messenger RNA from Acipenser ruthenus (sterlet), 1593 nucleotides. Its product is annotated as signal recognition particle 14 kDa protein. The transcript has 5 exons. NCBI's taxonomy places the organism in Eukaryota, Metazoa, Chordata, Actinopteri, Acipenseriformes, Acipenseridae. The record is from RefSeq and is a predicted model, not a curated record. Gene Ontology annotation, cellular component: signal recognition particle, endoplasmic reticulum targeting. Gene Ontology annotation, biological process: SRP-dependent cotranslational protein targeting to membrane. Gene Ontology annotation, molecular function: 7S RNA binding; endoplasmic reticulum signal sequence receptor activity. The coding region runs from base 155 to 487 and encodes 110 amino acids.